CAUUUCGCCGCGGCCAGUUCGAUAAAAAUCAGUCGUUCGCAGGGGCUGUUUUGGCGUGGUGUCAGUGCUGUGAUUUCGCGCUCAGUUCCGCGGUGAAUUGUCAGUGAUCAGUCUCGGGCGUGGAAUGAUAAAUGGUUGCUACCAGCAGCAUGGUGUAUGAGGAGAUAGUCGGUAUACGGGGCAGCUGACCCCAGCCGCCGCGCACGCUUUUCACGCGCGAGAUGCCCCACAAUUUGAACUCCGCUUCCGUCAACUCCGCCAACACGGGACCGAAUCACCAGGUCUACACCCAACAACCUUAUCACCGACAAAACGGAGAUGGACUCCAGCCUGAGAAAGAGCCGGUGGAGUUCGACACGUCGCAUUUGCGUGGUGCACCGGCCGAGGUCGAGGCACUGGUGCACAACAUCAAAGAAGUUGCGCAACAGUUCCUCUAUCACUGGAGAACAUUUCCUAUUGUCCUGCCGCCGCCAUUAUCCACGUGUACAGAGGGUGAAGACACGCUCGCGAGAAAGAAACACCACUUGAAGGAUUUGUUCGUCGCACCCAGCUUCGACGAAUUGGACUCGGUUGCUGUAGAUAGCAAGGGUGAACCAAGGAGGCUGACCAAGAAGCAGCUGGAAAGCAUCAGCAAAAGAGGCUUUCAGAAGGAGAAGUACGGAAAACCGAAGAAGCUGAAUGCCACUCAAUUGGAGAGCAUUCGAAGAUGCGGGGAAUUUGAGGUGGAUUCGAUCAAUUUCGCUGGACAGACACACCGAUGGAGAUUAAGCGGUCUACUUCAGCGUGGACGAGACAGAAGGCGAGACGCUCUGCUCCGGGAUCUUGCUUUAGCAACUAGAUUCCUCGUAGUUACGGCGAAAGCCAGGCUAGUCUCCCAUUGUUUCAGUGUUUCACAAUCUCUGAGGGCGUUACUGGCAGGGCUGCUACGGCUUCUUGAUAUAAUAAUUGGCGUGCCAUCCCUUCAAGCGCAUAAUUUGGAUGCCAAAAUCAGGGAGGAGCGGUGUCGAUAUUUGGUUGCCGAAUUAGUAUGCAGACCUGAGUAUGAAGACUCCCUGGAGCUUCUAUGUGGUUUCGUGCGGAAACAGCUUCGACGAGCGACGAUGGAGAAAUUCGAGGUGGAGAGAGAAUUGUCGCAGCUACUACCUAUCCCAGUUCCUUUCGUAUUUGGAACGCCUGCUGGAGCAGUUGUCGACCUUAGAUUAUUUAGCAGAGACAUUAUCAGAAAAGCUUUACCGAUCCUAGUUGCUAUUUUGGAGAGAGAGACACGAGGCUGGUUUCUUCAUUUCAGAGAAAGACUGAUAUCUGAGUUGAGAGCGCGGAAAAAACCGGACGAAGAGAUAGAAAGGGAGGUGAACGAAGCUGUUAUGCGCGAAUACUUGCAACGUGUGUUCUCCAAUAUUUUAUCGCAUCCGGAUAUACUUGAUCUUGGUAACGGAAUCGCUCAAUUGUUGGUUCAACAAGCACAAUCGGUCGUAUUAAUGCACCGAGCCGUGAAAACUGUACAACGUAAGCUACUGCAAACGAAAGAGGCACUGAAGCGCCAUAUAGAGAACGAACAUCCAGUUCUGUCGCGAAUAGAACCAUGGAUGCGCGAUAGAAUGAGAGAGGUCGAGGAGAAGUUCAUCGAGGAGUGCGAGUGGAGUGCUCACGAAGAAGCUCUCACACUGUGCACUCAUCAAAAUUUACAGCAAACAGUCUACUUUCUUAAUCGCGAUUUAACUUUUAUGAAAGAGCGUGAGCCAGUGUUGUUAAAAGAGUUGCGCAAAGUCAAAACACCGACAAGGAGCUUCCAAUGGCCAACCCAGAUAUGGCUUCCAAAAAACUGGAUCAUCAGACGCAAUUUUCAAGGCCAGUCUGAGAUCAUACCGACGGUUCUUAGCAACACUCCGACAUCCAUCACGACACCUCGCGCAGAUCCGAGUCAGCCGGUCUUUUUAGUUGAAAGAGAAAUUGUACACACAACUACAACAAGGUGGCCUAUGUGGCGUUGGAUUAACUAUAUAGCCAGGACGUGGUGUUGGACUUGGAAUGCAAUGUUUUUGUUAGGCGUGGCAGUACCGUGGUGUAGUCCAGUCUCCAUACGAGCUUUGCUACUCGUACAACCCUUUACUCCCGAUCUAGAAUUGAGUCAAUUGAAUGGAACCUUGUUUCCCAGAAAGUCAUCUCAAAUGCCUACUCUUUGUUCUCGGUUGAUAGCACUUUGGAGACACAUUAGCAAAAGCCGGACACAUUUUGAAACGGAACCGGACACUGGAUUUAUUGGAAAAGGAAUGACAAGACAUUUAAAUAGAUUAUGGAAUUAUGGUGUGAAAGGUCUCUUAGGAACACUCAUCAUAUUAUUUGUUUUUCCUGUCGUUUGUAUAGUUACGAGUUUAGGAUCACUUCUCAUUGCGCUUACUGCUGUUUUAUGGAUGCCUUUAAUUACUUUAGCGUUGCAUGCAUUCAUGGCUCUCAUCAUGGAUUUGGAUAGCCCAGAACCAAGUAGAAAUCGAUAUUUGGUCAUUAUGGAAGCGUUAGUUUGGAAUAUCGGUAUACAAGGCUGUCUACAACCGAUCGCUGCGUUAAUUGUAGCUCUUAUUUUGUGUCCUAUUAUUUCUUUUGUGAUACUUACAGUUGCUGUGAUACGUUAUUGGAUUAGAGUGGUCUGGGACACGACUAUGUUCCAUUUAGUAAUAAAAAACAGAGGUCGUAUACCUGCCAGUGAUAGCUUUGUGGUUAAAAGAAUAGCUGGACCAGGACUGACUUCUGAUUAUUAUUAUCAAAUUAGGCCUGAGCAAGCUUUAGCUGCGUUCGAAGCAAAACUAGAGCUAGACGAAUUGUUAGCCUUUCAGCAAGAGACAGAACGAUUAAUUACGCAACCUCAGAGGGACUUCACUCAAUUCGUAGAAGCCUGUUUUGGUCCGUUCGCUGCUAGCCUUGCCAAAAUGAAAGACCCGUACAAAUCGUUAGAGAAAGAAGCCAAAGAUCUGAUCGCUGUGUUGCACGAAAAAUUAGACAGGCGUAGAAAAAAUUUGCAGACUGGUCUUGGAAUGGUCGUGAGAAGUAAAAUAAAGCUUACUACCUUCGAUUUGAAGGUGGUAAUACAACAAGGGGCACUUAUGCUGGAACGCCUUUAUCCUAGUCAUGUGUUCGCGAGAUUAUCAGGAAACGAGGAAGAUUUCUGGGAGAACAAAGGUUUAAGCAUCGGUGAUUGGGCUGGUUUAGCUGGCCUUAUGUACGCAGACAUUUUCAGUUUAAAUUUCCUCCAGCCUCUCGACGAUGCAGAUACGAAAUUCAGACUGGAACCGCAUCCGGGAGUCGAUUUGUCGCGUUACACAGACAUGGUUCAUAGCACUGAAAUCGGUGGGACUAACGGGCCGGAUUUGCUUGGUGCAGUUUAUGCACCCCGCGGAAAUAUACAAGUUUAUAGCCCUUAUCUAGAAGUUUCAGCUUUCAAUCCACGAGCCAAACAGACUAGUAACAGCAGAAAGUCUGACAAACGAUGUGAUACUGGAGGACUUUUAACAUCGACGAAAAUCAGAAGACGCACAACGUCUACGAGCGGUGCAACAGAGACACGUUGGCAGCCGUGGAAGCGACAAAUUCGUCCUUACAGUGCAGAAAAAUUGCUCAUUCCGCUUCCCAUUCCGCAUCCGGCACACAUUGCUGUUACUAUUCAUAAUCGCGACUCCGAGAAUCCGAUUCCCCUCGAUUCGGAACUUUGUCAGAAUAUAUUGAAAGCGAUCGAAGAGUCGCCCGGUGAAAUGUCCACUGAGUAUGUUAGCCGUUACAGGGGAGCUGCAGAUUCUAGUUUCGACUCGGUAGCUUCGCAUUCUUCGGUUUCUAUUGAAACUGGUUUGGACAAAGACAAUGAGACACAAGAAACGACGAACAUCGAUAAGGAAGGUGAAACUUAUCACUGGACGCUAUCGAAUUGGGGUGGUGGUAUGACGAGAAGAAGGAACAAUUCUGGAUCUAUAAAAGUUGAUCUUGCAUCUCCAGAAGACGUUACUCUGGACACAGAUACCACCAGAGUGAUGUUCAGUACGUACGGAACAACUGUUUGAACUGAGUUUACUGUUACGCCAGGUAAAUAUACUAUACAUAAUAGGUGCGAGUAGAAACAAAUAAGUGUAACUAUGCAAAUGCCAGUAGAUUUUUUGUUUAUAUUUCCUUUUUUUUUUAAGUUCGCAUUUAUUCGUUUUGGCUUUUAUUACAUUGACCUAGAGAUUAAAUGAAAUUUUUGUUCGUCGAAGGAAUUUUAAUUCAAAUGUUUGAAAUAAACUUUAUCUGAAAAAAGAAAAAAAAACCACAAAUUCGAAAGAUUAUUAUAAAUGCAGUGUUGCACUUGAAAAUAUAAUUCGAGAGCUAAGACUAGGAAAAAUUUUUUUAAUUAGAAUAACGUCUUAUAACUUCAGUAAGCAUCAUUUUAAAAACACAUCGGAAUAUGUGUAAAAAUAUAUAAAAAAUUUCAGAAAUGGUAUAACUACGUGCCUAUCGUAGCACAUUAUCAAAAUCAUUUUAUCUUAAUAUCUCGCGGAACAAGAUCAAACAUAGAUAAAAUAAACGUACAUUACGAGAUAAAUGUUUUGCAGAAUUUACAUUAAUAUAUAUAUAUAUAUACUAUUAUGUACAAUUAUCAGCAUACCAAUAUCAUUUUAACAUCAGCAACUACAUAACAUCAUCUUUUGUGCCUAAUCAGAUGUCUUAUAAGUCCAUGCUCUGAAUUAAUCCUUGAUUAAUUAAUCAGUGGUCACUAUUAAAGAUACUAAUUUCUAUUAAAACUUAAGUGAAUCAUUAUGGUUGAUAUAAUAAUAAGUACAUAGAAUGCGCAUCUGCAAAGUUUGGGAUGUCAUUACAGAUUCAUAAUUUUUAUGUAUACAAAUUAUAAACAGAAUCGAAUAAUUAGAAUGUUAGUGUAUGAAUGGCCAACGCCGUUGAAAAAAAAAUCCUCUUUAAAUCUAUGUUAAAAAAAUUACACAACAUUCUUAUUGAUAUAUUGUAUAUAGGUAGUUAAUUGUAUAAAUAAACUUGUUAAUGUAAUAAUAAUUCAAAUACAUUUUCUUGUUGUUCAUGCUAAAGGCCAUUCAAAGAAAUACAUAAAAGUUUGCUCUCUUUCGAUAUUUACAUAAUUCAUGAAAUAAUAUCAUAGAGUUAUUUCAUUAUAAACUGUUUAUAAAAUUUCAAGCUGCCAGUAUAUCGCGUAAUAAUCUGACAGUAAAACGGUUCAAAACAAUUUACAAUUUAUUUGUACUAUUUCUUCCUAAGUAUAUGCAAGCGCAGAUUGGACAGGUUUGCAUGUUUUUAAUGAAAAUUAUUCAGGCUUAUGAAUUAUUAAUUGGAUCUUAUACAUUAUACAUGACUUUAAUAAUCUAUGUAUUUAUUUUGAACAAAUCUUUUAAUAAUCUUAUUAUAUAUAAAUCUUUUAAUUUAAACUUUUUUAAAAUAUUUUUUAUUAUACUUUUUUUGUUAAUAUCAAUAUUAAUGUGUACAUAAGUUGAUUUUAUUAUAUUUUAUUAAAAACAAAAGAUGAGUAGUAUUCAGCUAUAAUCAUACAUUACAGAAUAUGUAAUUCUUGAUCUUUUAUUGUAUUGAGAGUAUCAAGACAUGUUACAAAAAUAAGAAUUUUCAGUGAUAAGAAAGAAAGAUAUUAUACAAUCUUAACAUUCGAAUGUAUUAAUUAAAAUAUGUAAAUUCGACAUCGCACAAUGUAAAAUGUAUUGACGAUAAUAACACUGCAAUACACUGCAAAAAAUUGUUUACAUUUAGAUUACAACAUUCUAGAACUGCAUCAAAAAGCACAGAAUUUUAAAUAUAUCAUUUUACUAAUAUUCGAACAUAUUUAAAUAUUAUCUGUGUUAAAAAAAAAAGGAAUGCAUUUUACAAAAUACUAAUUGGAACCUUAAAAAAUACUCACUAAAAUCCGAUAAAAAUAUUUAUAAUAGAUAUUUAACUGUAGAUGUCGUAAAUCAUAGAAAUAUUAAGUAAUAACGAUUAUACAAUCUUUUGACCAGUUUUUGUUUGCUGUCAAACUGAAUUAAGUAAUAGUUAAGAGACUAAGCGCUCCAUUUUUAAAAAAAAGAAGGCAUGUUUUUAGAAUUGCCUUGAAAUUUACUAUUAUAAUGCAUAAGUCCAUCCAAAGAAAAACAUCCAAUGAGAAAUACUGUUAUGGUUUUUAAUGACUAUAUACAGUUAAUUAAUAAUUGCAUAAUAUCCAUCCAAGGAGUGCUCAAAAUUAGUAAGAACCUAAGUACGUCUGAUGGCAAACAGAAUAAUGCAAUAUAUAAAAGUAAGAAACCUAUUUUAAUGAAAAUGUACGCGUGUAUGUAAUAUUCUUUGUUGUAAAAAUUGGUACAGAAUAACAUCGAUGGAAAACUUUUUUAAACAUUGCUUUAUUAUAUUAGCUUCAAUUUGUUAUAUAUAUUUAUUCGUUUAUUGCCUAAACAUUAUUUUAUUCUAUUUAAAUAAAACUGUACAACAUAACAAUGAAGCUAGCUAAUUCUCUAGAUCAUAAUUUCUAGAAGAAUUAAUGACAAUUUCUUUUACCAAAUGCACUUUAUUAAUAGCAAUAUAAAACUAAAUUCAUUGUAAAUUAUGAAAAUUUCAAUAUUUCAAAGAAUUUUCCAGAGAUAAGUUCAGAGAAGAAAAUUGGAAUAGAAUACUCAAAUUAUUUCUUAUAAAAACAAAAAAAAAAGAAAAAGAAGAAAUGAGAAAUGUGUAAACAAACGAAAAUCGAUAGUUCGUAUUACAAUAGAUUUAAAAAAUUGUAGGGAAACGUUGUAUCAUGAAUGUAGCAUUAAUCAAACAUGCGUACGUACAAACCAAAUGUGUAUUAUUUUCAUAUAUUGUGAAAGCAUUAUAUUUUUAUCAGUCUAAUAAAUGGUUCACAUUUAGUUUGUGUCUAGGUAUGUUAGUGUACUACAAGACUUUAUUUAAAUAUGUAGUGAACAAGAACGUAAUUGUACAAAGUCAGAUAAGUUAACGAACGAUAAAUUUAAAAAAAAAAAGAAAAAAUAUACAUUUGCAAUAUUAUAUCGGAACCAAUAACGAAACUUGAAAUCGUAACUAGCUGUAAUAAAUUUACAUAGAAAUUUGAAAUUAUAUGUAGAUGGAUUAUAACUAC
Frieseomelitta varia is the source of this 7102-nucleotide messenger RNA. RefSeq lists its product as uncharacterized. The record is from RefSeq and is a predicted model, not a curated record. Bases 222 to 4046 code for a protein of 1274 amino acids. The transcript has 16 exons. NCBI's taxonomy places the organism in Eukaryota, Metazoa, Arthropoda, Insecta, Hymenoptera, Apidae.